UGCGCUUUAAAUCGCUGGCGCUGCGAACUUUCUCCCUCAGAGCAACAUGGGCAACGGUAAAGGAUGGGCCCUAAGCUUUGCUGCGAAUGCCUUUUGCAUCCUUGGUGCAGCAUCAGUGUGGUUGGAUGUCAUUGUUAAUAAAUUGACGAACUCGGACACAUUGGAUCUCGCAAAUAGUGACAUGGCUCUUGUCUGUGGUCUCGGAAUGAGUUCUGGAAUCUUGCUUUACAGUGCACUGGGAAGUUUAUAUCCAGAGGCUCUUGAAUACUUUGAAAAAAUCGAAGGGAUAACCGACAAGAAGGCCCGUUUCCUUCGUAGCGUUUGGUUCAUUUUGGGUAUGGUAUUGUUUAAUGGUUUUAAUACUGUCGUCCAUCAUUACAUCCACAAGUCUCCCUUCGGUGCCCUACACUCAGACGGCGAGGAGGAUGACGAUACUCAAACCUCCGUAGGCUCAUGGUCUCGGACACACUCGCAUCAAUCUUCGGUAGCCGUUCAUCACCAAGAGUACGCCAAUAGUACUGAACGGCGUCCACUCAUGGUAGAGGACGGAAACGCCAGCAUGGCUACCUGUGCGUGCGAGUGUCAUCAUCCGGACCAGCAGGCUCCGAGUAUUCUCUCUGGUUCUAGCUGUGGGAGUGAUCACGAGAAAAGCAUGUUCACCGUUGGUCUUCAAACAGCCAUUGCAAUUAGUCUCCACAAGCUUCCUGAAGGAUUUAUUAUUUUCAUGACGUCGUCUUCUGAUGCUGGAAUGCUUGUAUUUCUUGCGAUGUCUGUUCACAACUUGUUCGAAGGUUUCACCAUUGCCUACCCCUUGUACUUGGCCUGGCAUUCGCGAUUCCGUUCAUUCUUAGUUGGUUCAGCGCUUACCACAACAAGUAUGCCUCUGGGUGCUUUGUUGGCAUUUCUCGUCUUGCAUACGCAACAUGGUUUGUCGGAAAGUUUCUUCAGUUGUAUGUAUGGAUGUAUUUUUGCAGCAACUGCAGGUAUGAUGAUAAUUCUUUCCUUACGCAUUGUCUUGCCCCAAGCAGUGCAUCAUGAUCGUACAGGUAAAUCAAAGAACAGCGCUUUCACGUGGUUGGCUUUUGGUCUCGCCUUGACGGCUGCACUUAAUAUCGUUGCCAUUUAACUCUCCAUGGACCAGUGAUUGAUGAUUGACUGGAUAAUCGUAUCCUCAUUGAAUAAUUAUUAUUUCAUGGCCUACCCCAGGGAUCACACACCAUUCUCCGUCUGUACGGAGGGUCUGCGAGUUUUUCUUCUUCGGAAAUCUUUGAAGUUUCUUGACCACGUCCUUGAGUGGCCCAUGCUUUUCUCUCUCAUACGUUUCUUGACGCGGAAUUCGUUCAGUUGUCCUGAAAGUCUGCAAGUCAAAUUUCUUUCCCCCCCCCAACCUGCUUUAUAAACGUAUCGAUUAACGGCUUCUUAUACCAUGCAUUGAAUUAGUUUAAGAGUUUUCUGCAACUAGAGCUGUCUUAAUUCAAUUUUUUUUUCCCUCC
Messenger RNA from Schizosaccharomyces japonicus yFS275, 1493 nucleotides. Its product is annotated as vacuolar membrane zinc transporter. Gene Ontology annotation, biological process: metal ion transport; transmembrane transport. Lineage: Eukaryota; Fungi; Ascomycota; Schizosaccharomycetes; Schizosaccharomycetales; Schizosaccharomycetaceae. Bases 47 to 1126 code for a protein of 359 amino acids. The transcript is spliced from 3 exons. Gene Ontology annotation, molecular function: metal ion transmembrane transporter activity. The record is from RefSeq and is a predicted model, not a curated record. Gene Ontology annotation, cellular component: endoplasmic reticulum membrane; membrane.